Molecule: messenger RNA, 2709 nt
Organism: Macrosiphum euphorbiae (potato aphid)
Lineage: Eukaryota; Metazoa; Arthropoda; Insecta; Hemiptera; Aphididae
Source: the annotation of a GenBank genome assembly
AUGUACUCGGCUCGAAAUCGGAACGCCAUGAUCACAGACGAUACUUUUCAAAUACAGGACUGGCUGCGGUCAAACGGCAACCAUGACCGAGGCUACCCGGAGUUUGAUUACCACCAUAGGAUCCGCCCUCUUUCACCAGUUAAGAGGCACCGGAUCUCCACUAUUACCGACGGGAGAGUACCGGACCGUCGGAGACAGCUCAAGUCAAUGGAAUCGCUGUUGGGAUUGAGCGAUGAAAACUUAAACGGCAAACAUCUGAAUUCCGAGGCUGUUACGAGAGCAUCCCCGGAUGUGCAGGACUCUCUGGAUAGGGCUUUAAUGGACUUCGAAGAGACCCUUGAGUUGGCGUUUCAGUCAAACUCUAUUGUUCCGCCACCUAGAGGAUUUUCCAAUCAAAACUUGGUUGAAGGUGAUGAAUCAAAUUUCAAUAAGCUUGACAGUAGCUUUGAGAGCAAUACUACAACUGGCAGUAGUGGUUAUUCCACCAAGCCUGAUCAAUCCAUGCAUCGGUCUCUAAACACUUAUAACGAGCUCCAACUCAUCAGGGAACAAAUGGUGAAGAGCUUGGAGAUUAUCAAAGAUUUAGAAGAACAGGUUAAACUGGUGCCUAUGCUUAAGGCGCAGGUAUCCUCAUUGAAUUUGGAGAAGCAGCGCCUAUCCUCUGAAUUAGAAAAACACAAAACAUUUGAGAAUACAAAUAAAUAUGCAACAGUCGGUAGUGGAUGGUCUCUGUCGGCGUCUCCAGCUAACAGGCGCGUAACCGUGUCCACCAAAGAGGUGGGCGUCAAUUGCGUACCCAUGUGCCGGGACGUAGGAGUGACGACACCGUCGGCCACGUCGGUGAACACGUCCACAAUGACGGAACGGCCUCCGUCCGGGGCGGCCGUGCACACCCAGACGGACGCCGCUACCAAGACCGCCACAAUGGUGGCGCAUACCCAGACCAAGGACGUUGUAAAGCCGGCCACUUCAGUGGCACACACUCAGACUAUGGCGGUCACUGACGUCCAGCCGGCCACUGUAAUAGUGGCUGAGGUGGCUGCCGUGACGCCGACAACAACGGCAAACGUCGGAACACAGUCUUCCAGGCCGGCAGCCGUCAGAACAACCACGGUCGGCGUAACAGCCAGGCCGCGGACGUACGACGCCAGCGUGGCCGCGAAACCGACGCUCAAGCACGUCGGAUGUUCGGCUGACGUUUCGACGGACGCGAAACCAGCCGCGGCACCGGUGACGCGCGCCACCCAGACGGACGCCACCCAGACGGACGCCAGAGACGACCGAAGCGGCCAUAAUCGCACCACGCAAACGGAAGCCGUGGCUGUUCCGGAAGUCGCCGCCGUCAGGGCAAAUCCAACGGAAGUUGCUUCAACCCGGGCUAAUCCAGCGGAAGUCGCUUCCACCCGAGCUAAUCCAACGGAAUCUGCGGUCACGCGGCCUAAUUACGCAACUAUCGGCCGACGGAGCAAUUCGUUCCAUCAUUACACGGCGGGUGGUGCCGCGGACACGACAACGUCGCCGGUCACGUCCAAGAUACCUCGUCUGAAGCCCGUCACUCCCGAACUCAACCGGAAAGUGUUGACCAGACAGGAUACGUACACAAAGACCGCGGCCGAGAUCUGCACCGACGAUCUGCAACACCAACCGUCAUUUUCGUCGUCACCGCCGCCUCCACCACACGUGACCGAUGACGUCAGCAGAUCUAAAGAGUCAAUGUCGUCGACACCAGAACUUCAAAAUGGGCUUCCUGAAUCGGAUAUGAAUUUCCAACCCAUCCAGGACGAAUUGUACAAGGAUAGCCCUAGCAAAGAAAUGAAGGGCGCGUUGAAAGUACUCAACGAUUCUCUGAAGAAAACGUCGGCCACGCUAUUGCCCAGGACCCAAUUGAAACAAGCCAUCGACAUUGUCCGAGAAGAAUGGUUCAAGGUGACGAGCUCGAGCAAUUGCGGUGGCCACCUCGUAAAGAAUUAUGUCAACUGGUUCACUUCAUACUCGCCGGUUUUGCUGGAAUUCAUAAUCAACAUGACAGAUGCUGCGGGCAACACCGUACUGCAUUAUUCGAUUUCCCACGGAAAUUUCGACGUCGUGUCCAACAUACUGGAUACGGGCGUCUGCAAUGUCAACUUGACAAAUGACGCGGGCUAUUCAAGCGUCAUGCUUGUCUCGUUGGCCGACAUAAAAAAUGAAGACGAGAUGAAGAUCAUCACAAGACUGUUCAAAUGUGGCGAUGUCAACUUACAGGCUAAAAAACAUGGCCAGACGACAUUAAUGUUGGCAGUUUCACAUGGUAAAUCAGAAGUGGUGAAAUUACUUCUGGAAUGCGGAGCCAACCUCAACAUGCAGGAUGAAGACGGAAGUACUGCUUUAAUGUGCGCGGCCGAACACGGUCUUCAGGACAUCGUUAAUAUACUGUUGGCUUGUCCGGAAUGUGAUGUGUCCAUCGCAGAUAACGACGGAAGUACGGCACUCAGUAUUGCCAUGGAAGCGGGACACAAAGAAAUCGGGAUAGCACUGUAUGCCAAACAGCAUAUACUGUCCCGAGAAAAUUCACCGUUCAAUUUGUCGAAAUCGAAGAGGUCGAGGAGCGCUAACACCGUGAUGCCGUCGAAUAACAUGACUUACUCGCAUUUGUCGUUAAAAAAAUCACCGAGUCUGCAGCCUAGAGAAUACGCCACGCUGUCUUCCAUGCUGAAAACGCGGAUUCCUUAA